AUGGCGGCGGAGAACACUGUAACAUCAAACCCUAGCCACGGAGAACGACCAAAAGUGGUGGUUAUAACCGGCCCAACCGGUUCUGGAAAGUCUAAGCUAGCCGUUGAUUUGGCCUCCCACUUCCCCCUCGAAGUAAUCAACUCCGAUUCCAUGCAAGUCUAUACUGGCCUCGACAUUCUCACCAACAAGCUCCCCUUCUCCGAACAAAACGGAGUACCGCACCAUCUUUUGGGUACUGUUAACCCAAACACAGAAUUCACUGCCAAAGCUUUUCGGGAUUCUGCUAUUCCCAUCAUUGAUGCCAUAUUGUCUCGUAAUCACUUACCGGUUAUAGUUGGCGGUACUAAUUAUUAUAUACAGGCUCUUGUGAGUUUGUUUCUGUUAGAUGAUUCGACCCAUGAGUUGAAUGAAAGCUAUUUGGGUGACUCACCUGGUAUCACAGGGUGUGAUAAUGGUAUUGCUGCUGAAAACGACUGUUCUAGCAACAGUUAUGAUUUGCUUAAGGAUAUUGAUCCAGUUGCAGCAAAUAGAAUCCAUCCAAAUAACCAUAGAAAGAUAAACCAAUACAUUAGUUUGUACUCUCGUACUGGUGUUCUUCCCAGCAAAGUCUUUCAAGGACAGGCAGCAGAGAAGUGGGGUCAAGCUGAUAACUUAAGAUAUGAUUGUUGUUUUAUAAGUGUAGACGCAUCUCUCCCGGUAUUGGACAGAUAUGUGGAGCAGAGGGUAGAUCACAUGAUGGAUGUAGGAUUACUCAAUGAAGUCUAUGACAUUUACUCUAUGAAUGCAGAUUAUACCAGAGGUUUGCGACAAGCCAUUGGUGUCCGUGAAUUUGAGCAUCUUCUUCAAACCUGUGCUUUCAAAAACAUAAAUCAGAAAGAGAAGGAGUUAACAGAUGGAGUGAGCUUAGAAAAUGGCGAGCCAGUGCUUGGUGGAAAUUUAAUGGAGUGGUUUAGAACUUCCUCUGAUACUAAAUCCAUAAAACUUUUAGAAGAAGCAAUUGAGAAAGUAAAGGUUAAUACCAGGAGACUUGUUCGCCGUCAGAAGAGGAUGCUCAGUCGACUUCAAACAUUGUUUGGUUGGGACAUACACUAUGUUGAUUCCACGGAAUCAAUAUCUAGUAAGCUGUCUUAA
Messenger RNA from Lathyrus sativus (Indian pea), 1131 nucleotides. The record is from the annotation of a GenBank genome assembly. Lineage: Eukaryota; Viridiplantae; Streptophyta; Magnoliopsida; Fabales; Fabaceae.